AACAAUCGUGUAAGCCACAUGAAGUUACUGUUUUUGCUUGGUUGGAAGACCGUCACUUGUGUAUCAACCGUCGUAGAGCUCAAUUAUGAAUGAGCAUGAGCAAUACGAGGCGCAGGCGCCGCAGCGACCCGAACGUGUGCGUCCGCGUCGACUGGAACCCGACACAUUGUCUUACCUCAAAGAGGUGACGGAGAUGCUGACGCAGCAGGGCGAAGACUCGACUGCUGACGAUGUGGAGCUUCUGCUAUGGAACGUUCUGGAGGAGCUUGCACCGCGUGCUGCCAGUGCUGCCUCGGACCGCCACGCCGGUGAGUUGCUGGAGGUUUUCCUGCCCAAGAUGAGCGACGCGCAGCUGCGCUUUUUGCUGCACAAGAUGGCGGGCUACAUGAGCCAUUUGUGGACCAACCGCUACUCGUCCCAUGUACUGCAACAUUUGCUGUCACGUGCUAGUGUCGUGGUGGCUAAAGAGGUGGAUGGAGACGAGGAGGAGCAGAAUAACGACGAGGACGACAGGAUGAAGGAGAUCCCACCUAUGAGCGACGUCAUCAUCAAUAUGGUCAAAGAGGUGGAGAACGAGUGGAUCACUCUGAUGAAUGACGUGAGUGCCAGUCACGUGCUACGCUCUGUGCUUGCAGUGCUGGCUGGGAAGCCUCUCGUGCCCGAGAAACGUGGCAAAAAGGCCAAACACCGUGUUGUAACAUUCACAGAAGCUCGUCCUGGCAAGGAUGGAUCGGAGGUUACCUACGACGUACCGGGCUCGUUUGAAAAAUUGUUUAAAGAACUGCUGGCUGUGCUGAUCGAGAGCCCGACGCAUGAACUACAGAACCUGCUGUACGAUCAGAACUCGGGUCCGCUGAUCGCUUCGGCGCUGAAGCUGGCACCUUCGAAGAGCCGGCGGAAAUUAGCGGAACGUAUUCUUCAAUGGGAGGACGAGGACGCGUGCGAGCGCGGCUUCUAUGACUUGGCAGCCGAUGCCGUAACCAGCCACUUGCUGGAGGCUCUGUUCGAGAGCGGCAGCGACAAGUUCUUCUCGAAGGUGUUUCAGCGCUGUGUGCGUGGCAAGAUGCUGCAGCUGGCUGAACACAACAUCGCCAACUACGUCGUUCAGCAUGCCAUCAAACUUGUGCGUACCGAGGCUCUAGCGUUGGAAGUACUCGAGGAACUGGAGGCUUCUCUAUGGACGCUGUUAUCCAUGGGUCGACCUGGUGUUAUCUGGCGUGUGGUGGAGAUGUGUGUCAAGUUUAAACUGCACCAAAAAGAAGUAUUCGAGGCGCUUGUGAGCGCUGUGGCCAAGCAGGAGAGCAAGAAGCCAGAGGCGGUUCGUAAGAACUUCGUGGCAUCGCUGCUCAACGUCCAGCUCUCGACAUCUGCUACGUCGGCCAAAGUGCAGUUGAACGUCAUGGGCGCCAAGAUUAUCGAGCAAAUGCAGCAGUUCGAAGCUGGAGAGUAUUUGACGCCGCUGUACAAGGGCAUUCUCUCGUUCAACUCUGUACAGCUGAUGGCUCUGGCCAAGGAUUCCACUGGUAGCCGCUGCAUUGUGGAGCCUAUUUGGGAGUCUAAAGAUCCCAGUACGGCGUGGGUUCGGGAGGAGCUGUACGAGCGAUUCGUGGGCAAAUUCGGUACGCUGGCUAUGGAUCGUCUGGGUGCUUUCUCGGUCAUGAAGUGCUAUGAGGACCUGCCGCUGGAUAAAAAGGAGGCAGUUGUACACGAACUUCUUGCUGUGGAGACGCAACUUAGCGGAAGCCACUUUUCGCAGCUCGUGAUGAAUACGUGCCACCUGUUCGAGUACAAGCAGAGUCGCGAGAAGUGGGAGGCGCUCUAUACGAAGAAGCAGAAGAUCGCCGACCUGUUUAAGGAUGUGGUGGAAGGUGACGAAGCACCUGAGGAGGGUACCAAGACGCGUAAGAAACACAAGAAGGAGAAGAAGUCCAAGAAACGCAAAGCUGCUCAGCUCACUGAAGAGGAGGCCGAACAACGCAAGGAGGAGGUUGCGAAGAGUGCUGAUGUGGCUAUGAUUAUGGAUGCACUGCGGAGUGGCGCUGCUGGCAAGGAGAAGAAGACCAAGAAGAACAAGAAAAGCAAGAAACACCGGAGUGAUGAAAACUAAAUCGCUAGUUUAUGCUUGCCAAAAAACAAUAGAGAUGAUACCUCCGUAUGAAAAUCCAUUGCUUUUGUCUAGGCUCCUCCAGCUUGAAACUACUUAAGUACAAGUACAUUUACUAAGAACCUGU
Molecule: messenger RNA, 2231 nt
Organism: Phytophthora nicotianae INRA-310
Lineage: Eukaryota; Oomycota; Peronosporomycetes; Peronosporales; Peronosporaceae
Exons: 2
Coding region: 86-2107 (673 amino acids)
Biological process (GO): endonucleolytic cleavage to generate mature 5'-end of SSU-rRNA from (SSU-rRNA, 5.8S rRNA, LSU-rRNA); endonucleolytic cleavage in ITS1 to separate SSU-rRNA from 5.8S rRNA and LSU-rRNA from tricistronic rRNA transcript (SSU-rRNA, 5.8S rRNA, LSU-rRNA); ribosomal small subunit export from nucleus
Cellular component (GO): nucleolus; preribosome, small subunit precursor; 90S preribosome
Molecular function (GO): RNA binding
Source: RefSeq, a predicted model, not a curated record